AUGGGUGAAGUGAAGCUGCACGGGACAUGGAAUAGCCCAUAUAGUUGGAGAGUGAUUUGGGCGCUGAAACUGAAGGGCAUACCGUAUGAAUACAUAGAAGAAGAUUUGAGCAAUAAAAGUCCCAUGCUUCUACAGCAUAACCCUGUCCACAAGAAGAUCCCGGUGCUUGUUCAUGAUGGGAAACCAAUUUGUGAAUCCAUGGUAAUUCUCGAAUACAUUGAGGAGACGUGGCCACAGAACCCCAUGCUGCCCACCGACCCUUAUGAGAAAGCUGUAGCUCGGUUCUGGCUCAGGUUUGCAGAUGAUAAGAUCCCAAUGCUCUGGAGAAUAGCUCGUACCAAUGGAGAAGAAGAAAAGCAAGCCAUCAAGGAUGCCUCUGAGAUGCUAAAAAUGAUCGAAGAACAUGGAAUAAGCGAGAAGUUUUUCGGUGGUCAGAAGAUUGGCCUGGUGGAUUUAGCAUUGGGUGCAGUUGCUCACUGGUUUGUUGCCAUUGAUUCAAAGAAGGGCUUGAAGAUGCUUGAAGCCCAUAACUUCCCUCGUCUGCAUUCCUGGACCAAAGAUUUCAAGGAAGAUCCUGUGAUCAAAGAAAACCUUCCCGACCUCACGCCUCUUCUCAAGUGA
Messenger RNA from Populus euphratica (Euphrates poplar), 621 nucleotides. RefSeq names its product probable glutathione S-transferase. Bases 1 to 621 code for a protein of 206 amino acids. Gene Ontology annotation, cellular component: cytoplasm. The transcript has 2 exons. NCBI's taxonomy places the organism in Eukaryota, Viridiplantae, Streptophyta, Magnoliopsida, Malpighiales, Salicaceae. Gene Ontology annotation, biological process: glutathione metabolic process. The record is from RefSeq and is a predicted model, not a curated record. Gene Ontology annotation, molecular function: glutathione transferase activity.